UAUUCAGUUACACGUUUGUCGCGGCCCGGCGAGGGUUACGGCAGAAUCUCAGUCUGCGUAGGAAAACCGAGCAUCCCCCAGCGGCCACAUGCAUCCACGACGAUGAUGCCGAACCACAAUUACGACCAAAGCGGGCUCGGUCUGAAAAUGAGCCCCGGCAGCCACCAGUGUGUGCCAGGGGCCGAGUCGGAGGGCCAACAGCUCGCCGGCGGCCAGCAGUUCGCGACGGCCUCGCCGGCCCUGGCCACCAUGGCCAACAGCUACCACCCGCACCCGCACUCGUACGCUACCCACCUGAUUCGACGGGAGCACCAUGCCAUGCACCACCACCACCACUCGCCGCACCACCAGGCCAUCUUCCCGGCGGCGCCGGAGCCGUUUUUCGGCGCCGCGGCCGGCCAGCCGUACGGCCGUGGACACGAGCAGUACCCCGCGAUGCAGUUCCAGUACCACAUGGGACACCACCAGAAUCCGCACCACCAACAGGGUGCCUUCUACAGGUACACUAAGCAGCCACCCCCGAUGAAGCAGCAGCAAUCCUGCAUGUGGGUCGAGAACGAGUCGUUGCAGCGCAAGAUGUGCGGACGAGUGUUUUCCUCCAUGCACGAGAUCGUCUCGCACAUCUCGGUGGACCACGUCGGCGGACCCGAGUUCACCACCCACGCGUGCUUCUGGCAGGGCUGCAGCCGCAGCGGCCGGCCCUUCAAGGCCAAGUACAAGCUGGUCAACCACAUCCGCGUGCACACCGGCGAGAAACCCUUCCCGUGCCCAUUCAACGGCUGUGGAAAAGUGUUCGCGCGCAGUGAAAACCUCAAGAUCCACAAACGGACCCAUACAGGAGAGAAGCCGUUCAAGUGCGAGCACGAAGGCUGCGACCGGCGGUUCGCCAACAGCUCGGACAGGAAAAAGCACUCGCACGUCCAUACGUCCGACAAGCCGUACAACUGCAAGGUCCGCGGCUGCGACAAAUCCUACACACAUCCUAGCUCUUUGAGAAAACAUAUGAAGGUCCACGGUAAAAGCCCUCCGCCAGGCCUCAGCGCGGGCAGCAACUACGACUCGGACGACUCCAGCUCCAGCUCGUGCGGCCACAGCGCGGCCACCCCUCACUCGCCGGGCCACAACGGUCCCUCAACCCCGGCCAGCGGCGCAUCGGUGCCCUCCUCAAUCUCAAUCAACAACAACACUACCCACAGCUCGCACACCAAUCCGCACAAUACGAACAUUACAGAAUGGUACGUAUGUCAUGCGGCAGGCGGGAUGCCGACGCCUCCAUCGGCAGAGCACUCGCCGAUCAGCAUGCACCACCCGGUGCACCCACACCACCACCAUCACCACCAGUUCCACCACCUGCACCACCACCACCACCAGGCAGCGGCGGCGGCCGCGGCCGCGGCGGCCGCCUACUGACCCUCGGCUGGUCCGACCGCGCCGCCCCCGGCCCUCCACACGUACAGGGGCGGCCACGACGGCGACUGGCUCUGACGGGCGCCGGCGGCCGGGCCACCGGGUGCCCUCCGAAAAAGUGCAAACGCAAACAGACUGUUAACCAUACAGAGUUGAUCUGCAGCGAACGGCUGGACACUUUCAGUGCCCGAGCGCGUGUCUUUCAUGUUAUUGUAGUACUGUACCUCCUGAUGAAAGCUGUCCCACCCACACUCGGACUCAGAUUCGAAUUUCGUUUGAAGCGCAGCCGUACAUUGUGAUUGCUGUGUAUAAGUGCUUUCCAUCGGCUGAAACAAUAAGGUAGGUGGAUGGGUCAUUCUAGAUGUUUCAGAGUGUCUGUUUCAAGACGGAAGUACAAAUUCUUUCCAAUAAUGUGUUUUUAUGCAAGUAAGUUUCAACAUGCCAAUUUGCACACCUCUUGCGAAGAAAUUGAUAUAUUAUGUCAAAAUAAAAUUAAUUUCGAAUGUUUUCUUUUAACUUAUGUUAUUUGAAUAUCAAAACCCUAGUAUUUAGUCUUUGGAAUAAAGAUGCGAAAAUAUAGAUCAACUUAAACUUUAGAUUUAUUCUUUUGUAUUUUAAAUAUAAAAAAGGAGCACUGCCUUCUACACUGAAAUAUGGCACGGACCGACAAAAAAACGGGUACAUCCGAAUUUUCCUCUGUGAAUAAAUCCUCGAGCGUGAACUUCAAUAAAAUAAAAUAAUAAAUAGAUAAACUAUACGAGAACUCUUUGCCUAAUUUUUUUCUUCGGUUAACGGAUUUUUAAUUUAUUUGCAUUAUACUUUUUGUUGAGCAGCAGUUGCUGUCUUUAUAGGUUUCUCGGGAUUUUUCUUCCAUUUUUGUAUUCGUGUCAAAAGAAAAAUUGCUUUGGAAAAAGGAUGUAAUUUCAGGCUUCCGCAUUUUUGAAAGGGGACGUUAUUUCCCAGGGAGAGCGAGUAAUAAUCUCUUGUAAAAAUUAAGUGACAAAAAAUAAAUAAGUACACUCAAUUGUUUUCAACAGCGUACACUAUAUAGAAAUACCCUGUUGCUAAUAACGAGGCGUUGAUUUUAAUUUCGCCUAUAGAUAAAGCACUGCUAAUGAGGGGUGAGUAGGCGAAACCGUGUGAUAACGUGCGCGUGCGUUUAUCAUUGUUCACAUUUAUCCAUUAAUUUCUUUAUUUUUACUAUUUUUUGAUUAUUUCAUCGUUUCACCUCUUUCAAGAUGGGCGCGAAAAACUAGCGAAAACUCCGUGUCCCAAUAACAUAUCGCAAACGAAUAACAUAGGCGCACGGGCCUCAUUGGAGGAAGCCCAGUCCAAAUAAGUGCCAGCUCGUGUUACUGCCCCCGCACCAGGGUCUUUUUUUAUCGAAACGCUAGAAAUGAUUUGAUUGAAGGUCGCACUCGAGGAUUUCGUAUGCUGCAGUUGACAGGCGAAACUAGUAGGCUUCACUUUUUCAACGAUGAGUGUCCGAAUUUUUCUUCCAAUGAUUUCGUGAACCUUAAAAGCACGGUCUCAACCAGUAUAUAUGUUUCGGAAUAUUGUGUUCUCUCAUCUCUGAUACAACCCCUUAACUAUAAUGUGAAACAAACUUACUUCAGGCAAAUUUAGGUUGUCAAUUCUUUUUUUAAGUUAAUAACACUAUUCAUGCUUUGUGCAAAAUAUACUCUAACAAGCCACUUGACUUCACGUAAAAAAAUGAUACCAAUUUGCCGUGGUAAAUAUUUCCUAAUGGUCUCAAAAUAUUUUUAUUGUUCCCGUGAAAAGGUUUCCAGUCUCUAGAAACGUAGCUUUGAAAGUUCAUAGGAACCGAUGGAAUUAUGUCAAAAGAGUUUGAUUGUUUCAUUUAUAAAUUUAGUACAAUCUAUUAAAUAUAAUUUGAUUUGUCCGAUCGAUAAAAUGGAAUAUAAAAUUAUUGUUUUGAACCCACGAAAUUAAUUAAUGUUUAUUAGAUUUAUCAUUAUUUUAUUUGCCUUGAGAAUGGAAAUGAGUUUACUUCAACACUUUCUGUUUGUUUAAAAUUUAAUCCUUUCUGAUUAUUUUUUCAACUGGUUCUCAUUGCGUGCAAAAAGAGUCUUCAUUGGAACUUUCACGCCUGAAAAGCCAUAUGAAAUUCUAGGCAGUGAAAGACUUAUUUAGGUGCAAAUUGGCAUGUUAUUUCAGAUUUCAGAGCCAAUUUUUACUUCCGCUUGAUGGACUUGCUCUCAUUUCAGACUGACUUGUCCACAACAUGAACAAAAGCAUUCACAAAGUACAAUUUACGCUUGAAUUGUUACGUGUCGAAUGACACACUUGUUUUGCAUGUAUUAAUUUUGAAUGAGAUUUUUUCGUUCAUGCAGCAUAAAACUAUAGAAAAAUAUGAAAGCACCUUAAAAAAUUAAAUUAUAAUUCACUCUGGAGACACAAAAUUGUAAGAGACGACAUUCUGAUUUCAGCUUUACAAAAAUGUGCUAUAAUUGUAGUGUCGGAGUUGGAGUGCGUGUCUUUCAUAUUGGCGUUUUCCUUUUGCAUACAUUUGUAAAUUAAAAGAUAUGUAAAUACUUGUGAAUUUGGUAAGUCAUCAUGCUUUUAUGAAAAUAAAACUGACUCAGUUAGAUUUAUCGCACGAAA
Messenger RNA from Cloeon dipterum, 4032 nucleotides. It is a transcript of the gene opa, whose product is annotated as odd paired. Lineage: Eukaryota; Metazoa; Arthropoda; Insecta; Ephemeroptera; Baetidae. Gene Ontology annotation, molecular function: DNA-binding transcription factor activity, RNA polymerase II-specific; RNA polymerase II cis-regulatory region sequence-specific DNA binding. Gene Ontology annotation, biological process: regulation of transcription by RNA polymerase II. The transcript is spliced from 4 exons. Gene Ontology annotation, cellular component: nucleus. The record is from RefSeq and is a predicted model, not a curated record. Bases 103 to 1410 code for a protein of 435 amino acids.